UGCAAGAUUUUUAGUGGUCGUUAAAUUAUUAUGACGACGAUAUUAAAAUAAUUCGCACCUUAAAUAUUUUUCCAAUUAAAACUCGUAAACAAAGACAUUCAAUGAUGUUACGUUGAUUUUUGCCUUACACACUCCUCUCGGAUAUUUCAGUCAUUUCUCAUUUUAAUGAUCGCAGCAUUUUUUUUUUAUAGAAACUGUUUUAUGCUGUGUGGAAUAGUCUCUUAUCUUAUUCAUAAAUCAGGGACUAUUAAGAUAGACAAAAAAUGAGAGUCAAUAGUAUUCUAGUUCUGUGCACUGUUACUUUUAUGUCAGCUCACAGUUUUGCUAAAACAUAUUUCAAUGAACAGAAGCUUAAUUUAGAAACAGUUGAAAAGAGACAAGAAGGUUUAUUUGGUGAUUUUGCUCUGGCAGAAUACUUAUUUAAACUUGGAGAUGUCAACAAAGACAAAUACUUGGACAGCAAUGAAAUUUACAACUUCUAUCGACAUCAUAUAAAGUUCGACUUCGAUAAAUCUGCAAAAAUGUCAAUAAAAUUGAUGAAUAUAGGAGAUUCGGACAAAGAUGGAAGACUUGGCGAAAUAGAGGCAAUUUUAGCUCUACACAAAGUAACAAAUCAGUUAAACAGAAAGAGGAAAUGAACAUGUGGUGUUAUUAGACAGUAGCAUAUGUACGCUUUAUAAGCAUUGCAUUAUUAAAUGAGCAAAUGUAAAGUUAGCUUCGAAAAAUUCCAAACUUACAUGACUGAC
Mytilus trossulus (common blue mussel) is the source of this 746-nucleotide messenger RNA. RefSeq lists its product as uncharacterized. Bases 264 to 638 code for a protein of 124 amino acids. NCBI's taxonomy places the organism in Eukaryota, Metazoa, Mollusca, Bivalvia, Mytilida, Mytilidae. The transcript has 4 exons. The record is from RefSeq and is a predicted model, not a curated record.